CAGUCUGGACGUGGUGAAGCAGCGCUGCUUCAUUUCUCUGGAUCUUCUGAUGCUGCUCAACAAACCUGAGGUUUGAUCCGGAUCAGAACCCGAGAGGUGAGUCCAGACCGAACCGAACCGAACCGGACCGGACCGGACCGGACAGAGCCGAGCUGAGCCGAGUCGAGUCGAGCCGAGCCGGGAUAAGAGCAGAACCACAGACAGGCUGCUUCAUCUCCUCCUGCAGAGCCGAGUCUUCCUCACCGACGCAGAUGUCGAGUGUCGUCUGACCCAGGAUCUGUGAUGUCCAUCUGUGUGUCCGUGCUCGUGUGACACAGUCAAACCUGUCAGGUGGAUCCAACAUGGCCGCUGUGCACAGAGCUCAGUCGGCAGUUUCACUGCGUCUGUGUGUCCUGCUGCUGCUGCUGCCGCCUGCUGUGACCGGUCUUCAGUCCCAGGACACAGAGUGUGCCUUUACUGACAACCUGCAGGGGGCGGAGCCUCACAGCGGACCAACCAAUGAGCUGCGGGGAGUGGUGCGAGAGAACGGCACCGUCCUCUGCAGACACGGCUCCCGCUGCUUUGGAUUGUGGAGAAAGAGAGAAGACGGUGUGAUGCAGCUGGUGCAGCAAGGUUGUUGGACUCACAUCGGGGACGAGCAGGAGUGUGUCGGUGACCGUUGCCUGGUAACGGGGACGCCCUCUCAGAUCCAGAAUGGCACCUUCCGCUUCUGCUGCUGCAGCCGAGACCUCUGCAACACCAACUUAGUAGAGGCCCCGCCCACAUCGCACACGCCUGCGCUGAGGCAGAUGAAGAAGAGCGACAGGCUGGACGGCAGACAGACAGGUCAGCAGCCGCUGAGGCGGGAGGAGAUGGCGCUUGUCGCCCUGGUGACUGUUGGCAUAGCAGCCAUUCUCAUCAUGGCGCUGUUCCUGGGAUACCGCAUGAUGAAAAGGAAACAGAAACACACUCUGUCAGCUCUGGAUGUGAUGGAGGCGGGGAACACGGAGUCCGCUGUCGACCUAGACGACCUGAAACUGCUGGAGCUGAUUGGUCGAGGCCGUUACGGCGCGGUGUUUCGCGGAAGCCUCGGCGAGCGCUGCGUGGCCGCCAAACUCUUCAGCGUGGCCAACUGGCAGAACUUCGUCAACGAGUGUGCCAUCUACCGCCUCCCGCUGCUGCAGCUGCACGACAACAUCAGCCGCUUCCUGACGGCCGACGAGAGGACGGCGGCCGACGGACAGCCGGAGCUCCUGAUCGUCAUGGAGCUCUACCCGCACGGCUGUCUGUCUCAGUACCUGUCUGUCCACACGGUGGACUGGUUGACGUGCUGCAGGAUGUGUCAUGGUGCGACCAGAGGUCUGUCCUUCCUGCACACGGAGCUCUACCGAGGAGACCAGUACAAACCGGCCGUGGCCCACAGAGACAUCACCAGCAGGAACGUCCUGGUCCGACCCGACCUGUCCUGCGUCCUCGCUGACUUCGGGCUGUCCAUGAGGUUGACGGGACACCGCGCCUGUUGCCCCGGAGACGAUGACACCGUGGCUAUAUCUGAGGUGGGGACGGUGCGGUACAUGGCGCCGGAGGUACUGGGCGGAGCUCUGAACCUCAGAGACUGUGAGUCAGCGCUGAAGCAGGUGGAUGUUUACGCUCUGGGCCUCGUCUACUGGGAGAGCUUCAGGAGGUGCUCCGACCUGUUCCCAGGUGAAACGGUCCCAGAGUACCAGCUGGCGUACCAGGCGGAGCUCGGGAAUCAUCCGAGCUUCGAGGAGAUGCAGAUCCUCGUCGCCAGAGAGAAAUACCGACCGCUGUUCCCCGACACUUGGAAGGAGAACAGCCCGGUGUUGCGUUCACUGAAGGAGACGAUGGAGGACUGCUGGGAUCAGGACGCCGAGGCUCGACUCACCGCUCAGUGUGCAGAGGAGAGACUGGCAGAACUCACACUCCUGGUUACACACACCGCCAUACACAACCACAGGAAUCUGUCUCAUGGCAGGUGGACUCCUCAGGUUGGCUCCGCCUCUUCCUACAUUGAGGAUUUGCAGGUGGGCGUGGUCAAAAAUUUCCAGCCGGACGCACAUCCUGCAGCAGCGACUGGUGGAUCAGAAGGAGCUGAGAAAAACAGAAACUCUAUAAACUAUGAACGGCAGCAGAGUCAAGCUCGGUCGUCCACCUCCGACGUCCUGACGCCUUCCACCGUCCUCUGCACCGUCUCAGAGUCUGAACCGGCCGGUGGCACUUUGUCCGCUGUCCCAGCGUGCCUGCAGCUGACGGAGGACGACCUGGAGGCCACGAAGCUCGACCCAAAAGAGGUCGAUAAGAACGUGAAGGAAACUUCUGAUGAAAACUUGAUGGAACAUUCACAGAAACAUUUCAGUACCGACCUGCUGUUCCACCAGACUCUACACACUCAGGAGGCAAACAACUCUGUGUCGACUCCUCGAGGGGAACUUGGGGGUCUUGGUGGCAUUGAUGCCCCUCCUUCCUCCGCUGUCCACCCCCUCCCCAAACAGCAGAACUUACCCCAGAGACCCACAAGCCUCCACUUCCUCCCCAAAACCAAGAAGACCUCCUCUGCCUCCUCUCGACUGAAGCUGGGAAAGCUCAAGUCAAACAGCCGACAGGUGGAAACGGGCGUUGCUAAGAUGAACACAGUAACAGUCGCAGCAGCAGUGGAGCCCCACCUGGUUACCACGGUGACCAACAACACCAGCACAAGAGGCAGUUUUGCAAGUGUGAACCGAGUCACCUCAAGAACGGUGGUCACCAGCAGCUGUAACGUCGGGGUCCCCACCCUGGUGAUGAAUGGAUUGAUAGGCGGAGGUCGAACCAACCCGGCAGGACCACACCUGGAGGACGACGACGACAGGGAGGGAGGAGGGAUGAUCAGAGAACGAGACGGCGAUUUGAACCUUCUCAACUUCAGUCCUGAUGAACACGAACCACUGCUGAGGAGAGAACAGCCUCCCGCCGAGAGCCAAUCCCCUCCUCGUCCACAUCAUCCGACACAGGCUGGAAACGUCCUGUCAGGACGAGGCUCGAACUCCAACAACAACAACAACAGCAUCGCGUUGGCAUUAGGGGUCAAGAUCCAGGGUUCAAAGGUCAAACCUGAAAGAAUGAGAGGUUCAGCGGUCAUUCAGGACAGAGGCAUCAUCACACCGGAGCCACCCGGGGCAGGUCUAAAGAUCAGCAGAUCUCCCGCUGAUGUUCCACUUUCAAAUCUGGAAAAUAAAAUGUUGCUUUCAGUAGCUACAUCUGGCCACACCUCCACACCACAAGCCCCUCCCACUGCUGAGGUUAGAGGUCAUGGCUCAGAUACAGGGCCAUGUCUCCAGAAACCCCUUAGUGCAGAACCAGUGUUGGCCUCUGGAGAAACCCAGAAUCCAAAGGCUUCUCUUCUUCGUUCACGAGCACAAGACCGAGCAUCUGAAGUGUCGGCCUCAGCUUCAAAAGUCGUAGAUUUACAUACCCUAACCCAGGACCGGGAACCUUCCCCUGCAGGAACUCUGAGAGCUACAGCCGAAGAUCCAGAAUCUCCUGUUGGGAACCUGGAAGCUUGCCCCGUAGAGGUUCCAGCUCCAGAAACUCAUGUUUUGGAAUCUCAAAAUUCCGACACCACAGAUCUGCAUGAAGCUUCAGCUCCAGAUCAGGUGAACCAGCCCAGAGCCAGGAGGCCCGAGCGUCCCCGUUCUCUGGACCUGUCGUCAUCCUUCAGGUCCUCCUCAGAUGAUGUUUCUCUGACAGACAACAGCAGCCAUAGUGCUUCAGGAGAGAAAAUCAAAUGUCGUGUCAAGACACCGUACACGCUGAAAAAAUGGCGUCCAGCCUCAUGGGUUGUUUCCACGAAUACGGCUCUCGACCCGGACUUCGAGUUCAACACCAUUGACAUCAGCAGCAGCCACACCCACGUUUCUCCUGGUCCUCAUAGAGCAGGAAGUGUUCCCAAAAUCAACCAGUCAAAAUCCAGCAUGGCGGUCUUUUUGGUUGGUGGCGGCGGACACACGGCGACCACAACGUCCAAGCCUGAUGGGAUGACUCGCUUCUAAUGUUUGAGAUUUCCUUUUACUUAAAGGAGAGCAGAUUCAUUUUUUCACUUCUUUGUCUUCCUUCGAUUUUAUUGUGGAGAAGAGAUCAAGGUUCGUUCAGGGGAAGAGGCCCACGAAAAACUUCAUCUCCAACAAACUGAAGGAGUUGUUCCAAACCAAGGGCUGGGAUUGUUCAAAACACUCGCCUGAAAACUUUUAUUAGUGCCAACUGGCUCUCUCCUGUUACCACCUGACCUCAACCGAUCAGUCUUUACAAUACCACGUAGCACAAAUGCCCUUAAUGUCUCAAAUAUUUCCUGUUGCUUAGGUUUAUUGGCUCAUGUUGUAACUCGUCUUGUGUCACUGGUGGAUUGGGCAUUAGUUCUGAGGCUUGGCCAUUACCCUACAAGAGAAACCCAGGAUUCUUGAAGGUAGAUGGCGUCUCUGAUGGUGGUCACGUGAAGGAAGUCUGAUCCUCUUGCCUCUGGACGAUUGGCUCCUGUUGUGACUCAAGUGAGUCUUUUGGUCAGUUGCUACCGGAAGGAGCCUUGGUCUCUGUUGGUUGUUGAGUGGAAUACGUUUGAUUCCACAGACUACGCCUUGGUCUUUCAACAGGGUCAGCUAUUCUUGUCGUUGACUCUGUUGGAGGACUGAACUCGCACAAAGUCUUGAAAACCAAAAUCUGGCCAGUUCUUCUUGUUGCCUGUGGAUGUAGAUGCAUGUGGUCAUGAUCCUGCCUGACACUUCAAAAUGUGUUUCUGUUGGUGGUGAGGCGAAGGAAGCUCCUCUCUUGGAGAUGUUUGGACUCCUGCUGUGACUCGGCUUGUGGCUGGUAGAUGUAGUGAGUCGCUGGUCAGUCAAGUCAAAUGUCAGAUUCUUUUAUGCACCUUAAACAAAGUCAGUUAUUUAGGAAUCAUUAUAAAAAGGGACGUCUAGUGCAAUUACAGAUGAAUCACUGACUUAUCACUAAUUUAGGACAUUUCUUCUUUAUGUUUGUGUCUUUGUCUAAUAUGAUUAUUAGAGAUUUUACUUCACACUGAUUCGAGCUAUGCAGUCAGCUUGUGACGCCUCCUCCUGUUUGGCUCAGAAGAGUUAUAUGAUAUUAAUUCUUUCCUCUAUGAGUUGCCUUGCGAGGUUUUGCUGUCACCACCCUGACAGGUCCGGCAGGACAGAGGAAGUCCAGUAGAGUUUUUGGAAAGUUUGUUGAAAGGAAAAGAAAUGAAAACAUGAGCCACGGUCUUGAAGAGCUCAUCAAAACCUUCAAACCUCGGCCACGAACAACCUCUGCAACAUCAACGGUGCCGAUGGCUGCAACGCUGCCUCUGUUCUGGUUGGUUUGAAGAGGAUGCAUCUGUCUGAACUCUGACAUGUUCUGCUGUUAGUCACUGAAUCCCUCCAGUUGGAUCAGUCUGAUGCUUCUCUGAUCGUCUGGCAGAGUCUGAAAGUGUGAAUGGAAGAAGGAUUGUGUUGAGAACGUGUUCCACAUUCAUAUGGUUUGGUAACUUCAGCAUCUACAGUAUAUCCACCUGGUGCAAAGCACUUUAUUUUAGUAUCCACAUUAUAAACUGGAGUUGAAGACGCUGACAAUGAAAUAGUUUAUUUAAAUCCACACAAGUGAUGAUCUGGGUUCUAACAUGGAUCCUUAGUUUAUAACAAUUUAUAUUAUUCAUGUUAUUUUAAAAAGUAUAUGUAUCAAGUCGUGAGUGAAAUGUUGAGUAGUAAGUACGAUUAAUUGAAGUUGAAUAUUUUUAAAUUUCAGAUUUCUGAAUGGAGUUUGGUGAUGUUGCAGAACCAGGACGUAGUUAUCAAACGGUUAAGUGUCACUCAUUUUUUUUUCUUAUUUCCUUAAACGAAGCAAAACCUUUAAUUAAAACAAUAUUUAUUAAUACAAAGCAUCUGAUCAGUCCAUAGUUUCUCUGAAUGAGUGAUUUUGUAAAGACAAGUUGUUUUGUUCUAUACUUUGAUUUUGUGACACGACUAAUAUUUUAACCAUUUUCGCAUAAAAGACAACAUUGUGAUGUCAAACUGGUCCACGACCACGUAGCUACAUGUUGUCAUUUUCUAUCAUACUGUUACUUUAAUCCUAUUGAAUUUAAAAUGCCUUCAAACAUCAGUUCCUGUUUGUUAGUUUUGUAUUUUUACUGUUUGUACCGUUCACACAGACAACUUUUGUUUGACAUGAUGAUGAUGUGGAAGCUAACUUUGACCUGUACCGCAGCCAGACACCAGGGGGCGAUCGUGAUGAUUUGACUUCACUUUUUGAUGCUGACAUCUUGUUCAUCUUUAUUUACAGUCUAUGACUAAAACUAAGAGAUGCCUUCUUAGAAACACAGAUGGAUGGAAGGAAGACUUAACAGUUGUUAAAGAGACACACACCUGCUCAGCGCCUGACACUUCCUGUGUGAGGUUCAGACGCAGCCUCUUCUCUCCAGGUGUCGUCCUGGGCUCAGUGACUGUGGAGUCGAUCGGUUGUCGAGUCGAGUCGAGACCAAUGUCUCCACGACGUUUUCCAUCCGACCUCAGACGUCGUAGACUUGAUCAAGAAAUGCUUUAUGAGGUGAAACUUGUUUAAACCUUGUGUCUUUGACUUCACAAACCAUCACUCAGCUUCAACAACACGUUUAUGUUCCUGUUAACUGGUCCAGACACACGUGCUGAUCCUGAAAUGUGGAUUAUCCCUUUAAAGUCCUACAGUGAAUCUUAUAUGGUUGUCAUAGUCACAAAAAAUGAUAUCUGUAUGUCAUCUGUAUUAUAACUACAUGUAACCACCUGAAGCUUCUUGCAUGAAAAAAAAAUCACAUCAAUUCAAACUUAUUCAUUUUAUGACAUCUGUACUGAACAUUUUUUUAUUCUGCCUUUUUAAUAUCCAAUAUCCAUAUCAGUGUAUGAAAUAAACUUUAUGAAGUGUACAUGA
Scophthalmus maximus (turbot) is the source of this 6921-nucleotide messenger RNA. Its product is annotated as bone morphogenetic protein receptor type-2-like. The transcript is spliced from 19 exons. Gene Ontology annotation, cellular component: signaling receptor complex; plasma membrane. The coding region runs from base 342 to 4028 and encodes 1228 amino acids. Gene Ontology annotation, molecular function: transforming growth factor beta receptor activity; ATP binding. Gene Ontology annotation, biological process: cellular response to growth factor stimulus; protein phosphorylation; vasculature development. NCBI's taxonomy places the organism in Eukaryota, Metazoa, Chordata, Actinopteri, Pleuronectiformes, Scophthalmidae. The record is from RefSeq and is a predicted model, not a curated record.